GAGUACAACUCCAAUGGCCAUGCUGUAACUCGCGGCAUUCAGCCAAACGGCGAAUCAGGACGCAGAGGAUUUGGUCCCACCCACUUCUUCAAGGUAUGCUGGGCCAGCUCGUGUACUGCAUCAAAGUAUGUCAACGUCUUAUGGCCAUUUGUGCCUGCUGCAAUCGCUUUGCACUUCGCCAGGCCUCGGCAACACCUCUGGAUCUUCAUCCUGUCCUAUGUCGCCAUGGUCCCGUCAGCAAAUUUGGUGGGUUUCGGAGGCCAGGAGUUGGCUCGUAAGCUACCAACUGUUCUGGGCGUCGUACUCGAGACCACAUUGGGCUCCCUCGUCGAGAUGAUCCUGUUUAUUGUACUUUUGGUGAAGAACGGAGAACAAGGUGUGCCUAUCGUCCAAGCCGCCAUUCUUGGCAGUAUUCUCGCGAACCUGCUGCUCUGUAUGGGCCUCUGCUUCUUCUUCGGAGGUCUACGCCGCCAUGAACAAACCUUCCAUGACGCCGUCAGUGAUAUCGGAAGCAACCUCAUGUUGGUUGCCGGUUUCGCUCUCGUGAUUCCGGUCACCUACGCCAACGCUCUUACGGGUCGUGCGAACUUAGGACCUGAGAAGCUUGAGCUGGAAGUCGUCAGGAUCUCUCGUGCUACAGCUAUCGUGCUCUUCUUGGCUUUCGCUAUUUACACUUUCUUCCAGAUGAAGUCUCAUCACGGGCUCUACGAUGAUAUCCUUGAGGGGGACGAGGAGAGAGAUGCCGACCGUCACCGGGACCUAGCAAAGCCGAAGCUCACCCUGACCGAGUCUAUCGUCGCCCUUGCUCUUGCUCUCACUUUCGUCUCGAUGAUGGCCGUUUUCCUCGUCGAGAACAUCGAGCCCAUGGUGAAGCAUCACGGAGUAUCCGACGCCUUCGUUGGACUUAUACUCGUGCCCCUUGUCGAGAAGGCUGCCGAGCACAUCACCGCGGUCGACGAAGCAUGGGAUGACCAAAUGAACUUUGCUCUCUCUCAUAUCCUUGGUGCAUCUAUUCAGACUGCACUGCUAAACACCCCUCUUGCGGUUGUGGUGGGUUGGGGACUGAACGUAAGGAUGUCACUUAACUUCGAGCUCUUUGACGCUGUUGUUCUCAUUCUGGCUAUCCUCGUGGUCGGCCAGUUCCUGCGUGAUGGAAAAUCUAACUACCUCGAAGGGAUCUUGUGCUUUUUUGUAUAUGUGCUUAUCGCCGUUGCUGCGUUCUACUACCCCAACCCUAUUCCUGGCGAG
Molecule: messenger RNA, 1248 nt
Organism: Aureobasidium namibiae CBS 147.97
Lineage: Eukaryota; Fungi; Ascomycota; Dothideomycetes; Dothideales; Saccotheciaceae
Product: Ca2+:H+ antiporter
Exons: 2
Biological process (GO): intracellular calcium ion homeostasis; calcium ion transmembrane transport
Cellular component (GO): fungal-type vacuole membrane
Molecular function (GO): calcium:proton antiporter activity
Source: RefSeq, a predicted model, not a curated record